AUAUCUUCUUCUUUCUCCUUCCUCUGUGAUUACCCAAAGCUGCUUAUCAUUUUCAUUUCCCCCCCUGGUUUCAUCUCUCCAAAAUCAAAUGGCUCUCAAGAUUUCUUCUGCUAUUUCUUCUCCUCUCCAAACCUCACAACUAGAAAUCAAACCCAUAUUCGCAUCUCCUUCUCGGGUUUCGAUUUUUCCCAAGAAAAGAAAUGUUGUGAUAUCUGCUGAAUUAAAUAAUCGUGCUGCAAUAACAGGGAUAGUUUUCGAUCCAUCGGAAGAAGUAAAGAAAGAACUUGUUUUGGUUCCAAAUGUUCCUCAACAAUCUCUUGCUCGUCAAAAGUUCACGGAUGAUUCUGAAUCUGCAAUCAAUUAUCAAAUCAACGUGGAAUAUAACGCGUCGUAUGUGUAUCACGCCAUGUAUGCGUACUUUGAUAGAGAUAACGUAGCUCUUAAAGGCCUGGCAAAGUUCUUUAAGGAAUCAAGUGAAGAAGAACGGCAACACGCCGAAAAACUGAUGGAAUAUCAGAAUAAGAGAGGAGGUAAAGUGAAGCUGCAAUCUGUUGUCGCGCCUGUUUCUGAAUUCGAGCAUGUUGAGAAGGGAGAUGCUUUGUAUGCUAUGGAACUUGCACUGUCGUUGGAGAAGUUGGUGAAUGAGAAGCUUCUCCAUUUGCAUAGUGUUGCGAACCAAAACAAUGACGUACAACUGAUGGAUUUUGUGGAGUCCGAAUUUCUGACCGAGCAGGUGGAGGCUAUUAAAAAGAUAUCAGAAUAUGUGGUUCAAUUGAGGAGGAUAGGCAAAGGACAUGGUGUUUGGCACUUUAACCAGAUGCUGCUCGAAGAAGGAGCUGCUGCGUGAUAAAUAGAGAAUCCCUCUUCGUUCGCUCCUUGCCUUGUCAAUAGUUUCGUCCAGUGUGGUUGGUGUUUGCUUGAAGUUUGUAGCGGUGUUUCUUAGGCUCGUUGGAAGCAUAGAGUUAUUAUUUAGAGAAACUGUAUUAUCAGCAGAUGUUGAGAUGUAGGAUCUGACUCUAGUUUAGAAGGCAAAAGGUAGGAACUCAGAUCAAUAAAAGUAAACCUCCUUGUGAGCGGCUUACUUCAGUCUUAUUGUUGCAGUUAGUUGGAUAUUAGUAACUUAGCUUAUCAUGUACGCAGUUAUGCCACAUUGAAUGGUUUUGAAUGUUUGAUUGAUCAUGUUUGAAAAAUAUAGAAUGCUUGAUUGAUUAUGUUUGAAAA
Papaver somniferum (opium poppy) is the source of this 1221-nucleotide messenger RNA. RefSeq names its product ferritin-3, chloroplastic-like. Gene Ontology annotation, cellular component: cytoplasm. Lineage: Eukaryota; Viridiplantae; Streptophyta; Magnoliopsida; Ranunculales; Papaveraceae. The transcript is spliced from 8 exons. The record is from RefSeq and is a predicted model, not a curated record. Gene Ontology annotation, molecular function: ferrous iron binding; ferric iron binding. The coding region runs from base 89 to 847 and encodes 252 amino acids. Gene Ontology annotation, biological process: iron ion transport; intracellular iron ion homeostasis.